This is a messenger RNA of Aspergillus viridinutans, 1299 nucleotides long. It is a transcript of the gene metAP, whose product is annotated as putative methionine aminopeptidase, type II. The transcript has 4 exons. The record is from RefSeq and is a predicted model, not a curated record. Gene Ontology annotation, biological process: proteolysis. Gene Ontology annotation, molecular function: metalloaminopeptidase activity. Lineage: Eukaryota; Fungi; Ascomycota; Eurotiomycetes; Eurotiales; Aspergillaceae. The coding region runs from base 1 to 1299 and encodes 432 amino acids.
AUGACUAUCGACCCACCAGAGCUUCUCGAGAAGCUGAAGAUCAACGAUGCUGGUGCAAACGGAACAUCGAAGGAAGCAGAGGACUCGGACGACGAUGUCGCCGAAAACACCCCAGCAGUAGCUGCCGAGGACGGCACUGCCAAGAAAAAGAAGAACAAAAAGAGAAAGCCCAAGAAGAAGCAACCGAAAGUCCAGACCGACCCGCCAUCGAUUCCCCUAUCCCAGCUAUUCCCGAACAACUCCUACCCCAAGGGCGAGGAGGUCGAAUACAAGGACGAGAAUCGAUAUCGCACCACCAGCGAGGAGAAACGACACCUCGACAACCUCAAUAGCGACUUCCUCUCUGAUUACCGUCAGGCCGCUGAGGCACACCGUCAGGUCCGUCAGUGGGCACAGAGAAGCAUCAGGCCGGGUCAAACGCUCCUUGAGAUUGCUAAUGGCAUCGAGGAUUGUGCGCGACGUCUGGUGGGUCAUGAUGGUUUGACUGAAGGCGACUCUUUGAUAGCCGGCAUGGGAUUUCCCACGGGUUUGAAUAUUGAUAACGUUGUCGCCCAUUACAGCCCUAACGCCGGCUGUAAGACCGUGCUCGCGCAGAACAAUGUCCUCAAGGUUGAUAUUGGCAUUCAUGUAGGCGGUCGAAUUGUUGACAGUGCCUUCACAAUGGCGUUCGAUCCUGUGUAUGAUAACCUACUCGCAGCUGUCAAGGAUGCAACGAAUACUGGGGUGCGUGAAGCGGGCAUCGACGUGCGGGUGGGAGAAUUAGGAGGCUACAUUCAGGAGGCGAUGGAAAGCUACGAGUGUGAAAUCAACGGCAAGACUCACCCGAUCAAAGCGAUUCGCAACUUGUGCGGCCACACAAUCCUUCCGUACUCUAUUCAUGGUACCAAGAGUGUCCCAUUUAUCAAGUCGAACGACAUGACAAAGAUGGAAGAAGGGGACGUCUUUGCGAUCGAAACCUUUGGCAGUACCGGUAGUGGCCGAUAUGUCGAAGGAGGCGAGGUCUCCCAUUACGCCCUGCGCGGCGACGCGAACAGAAAAGACUUGACUCUGUCUUCUGCCAGGUCCGUCUUGACAGCGAUCAAGAAGAACUUUAGCACGAUCCCUUUCUGCCGGCGCUACUUGGACAGGAUUGGACAAGAGAAGUAUCUCCUCGGUCUGAAUUACCUAGUAAAAUCCGGAAUCGUGGAAGACUAUCCCCCUCUGAAUGAGAAGCAAGGAACUUAUACGGCCCAGUUUGAACACACUAUCCUGCUUCGACCAACCGUCAAAGAGGUCAUCAGUCGUGGGGACGACUACUAG